AUGGGCCGGAGGAAGAUUGAGAUUAGAGCCAUCAAAGAUGAUCGGAAUCGUUCGGUGACUUUCCUCAAGCGCAAAGGCGGCCUCUUCAAAAAGGCGUACGAACUUUCCGUUCUUUGUUCCGUUGAUGUUGCAGUCAUCAUCUUUGGCCACAACAAGAAACUCUACGAGUUCUCAUCCGGCGACAUCAAUGAGACCCUAAGACGCUAUCAAUAUUACGGGCAACCACAUGAACACAAGGGACCUGGGGACUUCAAGAACAAGGGUGGCGAUGAUGACGACGACGAAGAUGAUGAGGACGAUGCUGGCCCUCCCCGCGAGGGCUCGCUCCCACCUCAGCACGCCAUGCCUCACAUGCAACACCACAAUUCUUUUGCCCAUAUCCAGCAGCCCAUGGCUUCCGUCUCUCCUCCCAUGCCCAAUGGCAUGUUUCCUCGUCAUCCCACACCUCAACCUCCCCACAUGAUCUCCAGGCCACCUUCACAGAAUAUGGUUCGACGGACAAGUUCCAACCUGGUUCCUCUGCAACAACCUCAUCCCACCCCACCUCCCCCCCAGAAUGGAUUUGCCUACGUACCGAACCCACCCAUAUACAAUCCUCAAGCACCCGCUAUCGGUCCCCCUCAUCCUUCGCCUCAACCCCAGUAUCAGCCGUUUCCAGCCCAGCAACAUCAACAUCCGCAACCCACUCCUCCACCGCCAACUCAAUCACAUCAGCAGAUGCAACAGGCCCAUCAGCAAUAUCUACAUGAACAGCGACGAGCGUCCCAACCUCCUCCCCCGCCUCCCACGAUAUCUCAGCCUACAUUGCAGCCACCAGCCCAGCCACAACCGCGCACCUCUCCUCGCCCCGAAAAUCAAUCACUGAGACCACCGGAGCAGAAUAGCCCACCACAACCGAAACACCUCUCCUCCAAAUCUCGAAGUAUCUUUACUCCAAUCGACGAAGGAGGCUCCGUCCUGGCACAACAUUUCUUUGGAGCACCUGAUCCUCCGAAGCCCCCCAAGCGAGAAGACGAUCUGGCUGACAUCAAACCUCCACCACGGAAUAUUACCGCCAAUUCAGUCCCACGUCCAUCCUCGCAACCCAGUAGUCGGCCACAGACAACUGUCCCCGAAUUUGCUCCUCCGCAGCGCACAAACACAUCUGGUUCCAAAUCUGGGGCUCGGCCUAAACUGAACCUUCAGAUCCCCGCAGAAGCUGAGGAUGAUUCUCCCAGUGGAUCGCCGGCACAGUCAGCAGGCCCCUCUGCGAAUCCCGCAAGAGGCGGAGAUCAUAUUGUCCUGCCGCCUCCCUCUCCCAGCGCCUCCGCAGUCAUGUCAGCUGGCGCAUCUGGACCUCCAAAUCCUUUUGCUCGACCUCCUCCUCCCACCUCAAACCAAAACCGGGACGCCUAUGGUGACAACCGAAAUAAUAUUGAAACUCCCAUAUCAGCUUUACCGAGUCGGUAUAUGAAUACUGAUCUGUUACCCAGUCCGAGCAACUUCUUCAGCGAGUGGUAUGACUCCGGACGAAAUAAUUCGGCGGUUCUUCCAAGCCCACUAGUCUUUCCAACACCUGCAGAUGCUAGGACAGGGAUGGGGUUCAACGGUCGAGAUGGCUCUUCCGAGUCCAAUGGGGAAAAGAGGAAAACCAGCAUUGACAUGCAGGACAGAGAGGGAGACGCGAAAAAAGUCAAGACGUGA
This is a messenger RNA of Exophiala bonariae, 1683 nucleotides long. RefSeq lists its product as uncharacterized. Gene Ontology annotation, biological process: positive regulation of transcription by RNA polymerase II. The record is from RefSeq and is a predicted model, not a curated record. Gene Ontology annotation, molecular function: protein dimerization activity; DNA-binding transcription factor activity, RNA polymerase II-specific; RNA polymerase II cis-regulatory region sequence-specific DNA binding. Bases 1 to 1683 code for a protein of 560 amino acids. Lineage: Eukaryota; Fungi; Ascomycota; Eurotiomycetes; Chaetothyriales; Herpotrichiellaceae. The transcript has 3 exons.